AUGUGGCCGAGGGACGGUAAUUAUUGGUCAGUUUUAAUCAAUAUUUUAUUACAAAAAUAUUUUUCAAACUUAACCACCACCUGCAUCUUAUGGCCUAAAGAUUUCGACCUAACUUUAGAAACUCACCCUAAUAGCUCUACUGUAAUACUACAAAUCGAUGUCAAAAAUUUAAAUAAAUCCUUUGAUAAGGAUAUUUAUAAUUUCUCUAUAAGAGAGCAGAAAGAUAAUAGCAAUGGUUUGUUUUAUAACGACUUGGUAAAGAAGUUAGUUGGGGCUUUAGAGGAUAGUCAUUGUGAGGGUUUUCUGGCAUUUCAAGAUGAUAUACCACUUUUUGCUGAGGCAUUUCGUUUAGCCAGCGUGUAUUCUAUUUGGCGUUCUACCUAUUCUAGAUUCUUAUUUGCUUUUACAAAAGAUCAGCAAAAGGAGGAUUAUUUCGAAGACCUAUUGUUUAAAAAACAACCAUCUAUUUUGUUUAUCGAAGCAAAAAGUCUUAACUCUUCUACUUUUAAUAUUAAGACCAAUAAGUUUGUAGGCUUGAAAUCGCAACAUCCUGAGGAAUUGAUUUUUCUAUCUGAAUUCAAUGCUUUGACUGGAACUUUCCAGCCUGACAUGGAUUUAUUUUCAUCACAAAAACUCCAAAAUCUUCAAGGUCGGGAAGUUGUAAUGGGUGUAUUUGAUUACCGUCCUUUUGUGGCUGUAGACUUCGAACGUUCGCCUCUGUACUAUGAUUAUGCAGCAGAUAAUCCCUCACAUUUGGUGCAUGUAGAUGGUACGGAAGUGCGUAUUUGUCACGAAUUUUGUGAGUGGUAUAAUUGUACUGUGCAAUUCGAUACAUCUGAGAAAGGUGAAUGGGGCACUUCAUAUGCCAAUUACAGUGGUUAUGGUUUGAUUGGUAUGAUUAUGGAUGAUCAUUCAUAUGGCUGUGGGUGCCAGUAUUUCUGGUACACCGACUAUGUUGCCGUUGACCUUAGCACAUUCAUAGGACGCUCCGGUGUUACUUGCUUAGUGCCGGCACCCACUCGACUCACCAGCUGGUCUUUACCUCUCAAACCCUUUCAUCUUACUCUUUGGUUUGGUGUUUUUGCUUGUUUAUUGUUAGAAACUUUGGCUCUUUUAACAGCUCGUCGAUUUGAGUUGACUGUUAUCGACAACGAAGCGAACAAUUGGUGGUCAUGUAUACAAUUUGGUUAUAUAACCUCAUUGAAACUAUUUAUCUCUCAAGGUUCCGACUACAUUGUUAAUUCGCAUACAGUGCGUACGGUUUUGUUUGCUUGUUAUAUGAUAGAUAUUAUAAUUACUAGCAUUUACGGAGGAGGUUUGGCUGCUACGCUUACAGUACCCACAUUGGGUGAGGCUCCGGAUUCUGUAGAGAGAAUGUAUGCCCAAGGUAUACCCUGGACAGCUACUUCUUCUAUGUGGGUGGCUUCUAUAAAGAAUGAUAAUAAUACUGUCUACCACAGCCUGUACAAAAAUUUUGUUGUUUAUAGUAUGGACGAAAUGCGUGCCAAAGCUCAAACUGAAUAUAUGGGUUUUAUAUUGGAACGUCCUUUUGGCCACUUUGGCAAUGGUGACUUUAUUACGCCUGAAUCUUUGGAACGCCUUAAGCUUAUGGUGGAUGAUAUUUACAAUAAUUUUGCAGUGGCCAUGGUGUCACGCUUAUGGGCUCAUUUACCUAAGUAUAAUGAUUUUAUUUUGGCCUGGCAUUCUGCUGGUUUAGAUAAGUUCUGGGAAUGGAAAAUAGCAGCCGAGUAUAUGAAUAUCCAAGAACAGAAUCAGAUACAGGCCUCUAUGUACACUAAUAUGGAUAUGGGACCCAUUAAAUUGGAUAUGAAAAAUUUUGCUGGUUUGGCGAUUAUAUGGAUUAUGGGCAUGGUUUUGAGUGUAAUGGUUUUUAUAGCAGAAAUUGUGUGGCAUAAGUUAGGGCGCCGGUUAAAAAUUAAGCCUUUAAGGGCUGAAUGA
Molecule: messenger RNA, 1959 nt
Organism: Lucilia sericata (common green bottle fly)
Lineage: Eukaryota; Metazoa; Arthropoda; Insecta; Diptera; Calliphoridae
Cellular component (GO): membrane
Molecular function (GO): ligand-gated monoatomic ion channel activity
Source: RefSeq, a predicted model, not a curated record